Molecule: messenger RNA, 1988 nt
Organism: Corylus avellana
Lineage: Eukaryota; Viridiplantae; Streptophyta; Magnoliopsida; Fagales; Betulaceae
Product: RING/FYVE/PHD-type zinc finger family protein
Molecular function (GO): metal ion binding; phosphatidylinositol binding
Source: RefSeq, a predicted model, not a curated record
CUUGUGAGAUGUAACUUUGUUGAGCGAGCCCGAAUUUCCUUGGCAUCUGAUUAGACGACAAGUCCGGGACAGCGUGUCUGCCCGCGUUGUUUGGUUUAUCUUCGAAACUCUUUCUUGUUUUUGUUCGUGUUCUUCUUCCUUUGGUUGGUUUGAUUUGUGAUUGGAGGCCCUAACAAAUUCCAAAUCUCUGGAUGACAUAAAAAGUGCCACCUCUUGUUGGGUUUCUAUCGUUGUUAUAGCGCAUGGCAAACUUUGACCCAAGAGUUUCAUAUUCUUCACUUUCUAAGAUUGAAAAGGAAAAUGUCAAAUUCCGCUAUGAUGAUGACUACACUGAUUCUCCAUGGGCGGCUGUUCCACAAGCCCCGUUAGGCUCAAAUUCCUCUAAACAAGAUUACACGUACCAGUUCCCAAUUGAAUCUGAUGACUUUCUUGAUGGAGGAUAUGAUUCUAGUGAUGAUUCUCGGAAUUCCAUGCAAACUAAUAUGCCUCCUGAAGUGAACUUGAAGAAUGUGCUCGGAGGUAUAUUUUCCAUUUUGACUGGCCAGAACAAAUCGGUUCCAAGUCUCACCACAAAUCAACAACUCCCCAGUACAACUGUUUCCUUUCUCGGGUCUGGAAAGAAUGGAAAUACUGACCUGCACUCCUCUGUUUACAUACCCAGUGCCCCACCACUCCUCGAGCCUAGUGGGGUUAAUUAUAGCGCUUACAAAGAGGUGUUGGAGGCUGAGCCCCCAGAGUGGCUGCCGGAUAGUUCUACUACAGUUUGCAUGCAGUGCACUGCUUCUUUCACAGCACUGACUCGUGGUAGACAUCAUUGUCGGUUUUGUGGAGGGGUUUUCUGCAGGGCAUGUACCAAUGGGAGGUGCUUGUUACCUGUUAAGUUCAGGGAGAGGAAUCCGCAGAGGGUAUGUGAUACCUGCUACGAUAGGCUCGAUCCUUUACAGGGUAUUCUUAUUAACACCAUAAGCAAUGCCAUGCAAGUAGCAAAGCAUGAUGUGAUGGAUUGGACAUGCACAAGAGGAUGGUUGAAUCUUCCUAUUGGCAUGUCCAUGGAAGAUGAGAUAUACAAGGCCUCCAAUACAUUGAAAAGCUACUGCCAGGUUGCUAGGUUGAAUCCUGAUAAGUCCAUACCCUUAGCAGUUCUGAAAGGAGCAAAAGGCCUGGCAAUUUUAACUGUUGCCAAAGCUGGUGUUCUGGUUGCUUACAAACUUGGUACGGGUUUGGUCAUUUCUCGAAGGUCAGAUGGAUCAUGGUCAGCCCCAUCAGCCAUACUCUCUGUUGGCUUAGGAUGGGGUGCUCAGAUUGGUGGUGAGCUGUUGGACUUCAUAAUUGUGCUUCACGAUUUGAAAGCUGUUAAGACAUUUUGUAGUCGCUUGCAUUUUUCUCUUGGUGCUGGUUGUAGUGCUGCAGCAGGACCUGUUGGGAGGGCGCUGGAAGCAGAUCUUCGUGCCGGAGAUAGAGGUUCUGGCAUGUGCUAUACUUACAGUUGUAGCAAAGGUGCAUUUGUGGGAGUGUCACUGGAAGGGAAUAUUGUUGCAACAAGGAUGGAUACCAAUUUACGCUUCUAUGGCGAUCCUUACCUCACCACGUCUGAUAUUCUACUUGGGAUGGUGGACAGACCAAAGGCUGCCGAGCCCUUGUAUACUGCCCUUGAUGACCUUUUCUCCAGUGUACGGUGAUUUCUCUUCAUCUGCAAUAUGGCAUCUUUCUGAUGGAUGUGAAGCAUCUCCAUGACCACUGGAAUAGAUCAAUUUAUAAACACAUGGUUGGAUUCUGAUAAGGAUUCCUCAUCUUAGAUCUAUAACUGUGAAAAAGUUGUUUGGAGUUGUUUCGUAUUCUCUGUAUGAAGGGAUGUACUCGAUGUUAUUGUUUCCAUAUCUUAAUCUCCUGCAUCUGCCAUUGUCAUACCAAUCGGUUUAUUAUGAUGUGAAUACACUUAUUGGGAUUUCUACGUGUAUAUAUGCAAUAGAAUGGUACAGUUUCUUUAA